This is a messenger RNA of Eimeria mitis, 621 nucleotides long. RefSeq lists its product as uncharacterized. The record is from RefSeq and is a predicted model, not a curated record. NCBI's taxonomy places the organism in Eukaryota, Apicomplexa, Conoidasida, Eucoccidiorida, Eimeriidae. The coding region runs from base 1 to 621 and encodes 206 amino acids. The transcript has 3 exons.
AUGCAUGCAACGCUACACGGAAUACAGGUGUACCGGCAGUCUGAUUGGCUUGCCGGUGUGCCGCUGCCUGACUGGACCUCCAUCGAGACAGCAGCAACACGAGAAGAAGCAGCAGCAGCAGCAGCAGCAGCAGCAGCAGCAGCAGCAACUGAGCAGCAGCAGCAGCAGCAGCAGACAACUGCUUUUUCUGACUCUGAUGACAGCGACUCCCAGCAGCAGCAGCAGCAGCAGCAGCAAGAGCUGGACAAGGACUCCAGCAGCAGCAAGGAAGCAGCAGCAGCACUGCAGCAAGAAGAGCGUGGUGAGCCUCAGCAGCAGCAGCAGCAGCAGCAGCAGAAACAGCAGCAGCAGCAGAAGCAGCAAACAACCAUCCCCAAGCUGCAGCUGCGGGGCCCCCAUCAGCAGAAACAGCAGCAGCAGCAGAAGCAGCAAACAACCAUCCCCAAGCUGCAGCUGCGGGGCCCCCAUAUGCCGAAGCCACCACCCCCCUCUCGCCCAGUUGUAAGCAGCAGCAGCAGCAACAGCAGCAGCAGCUACAGCAGCAGCACCCCUAGCAGCAGCAGCAGCAGCAGCAGCAGCAGCGUCAGCCCAGCCAGCCCUGAGGGGGAGGCCGAAGACUGA